AACCAUUGAGAGCAGAGAGGGCUACGUGAUCGUCAAGGCGAAACCGGGAAACCUGAUCAUGUCGUUGGUGGAGGAGCGAGACUCGUCGAUGGACCCGUACUUCGUCGAGGAUUUUCUACUGAUGAUCAUUCUGUUGUGGGUAAAUAAUCACUUCAACGAUUUCGAGUAUGAGCCAAAAAUGAUGAAACUGUUGGAAAAGUUUGAAAAUGCGUUAGAAGACGAGGCGAUGUACAAUCACCAGCAGUUGCUCAACAUCGCCUGUAGCGUCAAAUCGAGGGUGAGGACUAUCGUUUAUACCCGUUCCAAUCGCGAGGAGAUGCUGCAUUUUUCGAUCCUUGGCGGCUAUGAGAAGGGCUACGGAAUCUUCGUGGCGAAGGUCGAGGCGAACUCGCCUGGCGAAAAGGCCGGUUUGAAGCGCGGUGAUCAGGUUUUGGAAGUGAACGGCAACGAUUUCCGUCGGAUUACGCGUCAGAAGGCGCUCGAAAUCCUGCGCUCGACCACGCAUCUUUCGUUUACGGUCAAAUCGAAUUUGCUGGGCUUCAAAGAGAUGCUCAGCGAAGAUCACACGGACCUGGCAUUGCCGUUGCCACGCGGCCACAUGUCCGACAGCAGUUUUCUGUACCGACGAGGUCACCAUUACGUUGAUGGUAUGCAUAGAGGUGGGGACGGUCGUCGGAACGCGCUGGUACCCCACGAGGCAACCGCCUGCUAUUCGCAUUCCCUGAAAAGCCAGUGCUCUUCGAAGUUGUCCCAAGCCGACUCGGUUUCGUUCUCUGGUACACUGAAGUCAGCUCUGGAAACCAACGGCAAGGAGAAGAGCCGUCUGGCGCGCUUGAUCAAGAAGUUCAGAAAUGGCAGCAGUUAUGGCACCCUGAACUACGACGCUGAUCAAGUGGAGUGUGAUUUCCAGGCCGAUCUUAUUGCUCGCCAGAUGAGAAUGACCGGGCCGCUGAAACACAGCCGUUCGAACCCGGACAUCACCAACGGAGGUCAUAUUUUCGGCUCGAUCAGCCAGUAUUAUCAA
This is a messenger RNA of Soboliphyme baturini, 1024 nucleotides long. The record is from the annotation of a GenBank genome assembly. NCBI's taxonomy places the organism in Eukaryota, Metazoa, Nematoda, Enoplea, Dioctophymatida, Soboliphymatidae.